Penicillium soppii is the source of this 564-nucleotide messenger RNA. Its product is annotated as putative methyltransferase. The coding region runs from base 1 to 564 and encodes 187 amino acids. The record is from RefSeq and is a predicted model, not a curated record. The transcript has a single exon. Gene Ontology annotation, molecular function: oxidoreductase activity. Lineage: Eukaryota; Fungi; Ascomycota; Eurotiomycetes; Eurotiales; Aspergillaceae.
AUGAAUCUCAUCUUGAAGAACAUUCCAGGGGCAAAUAAAGUGAUCGUAUUCGACCACAACAUUCGGCGACAGGACUUGGAUGCCUACAGACGGCCGCUUUACAGAGCGCAUGUGGAUCAGUCUGCAAAAGCCGCAGCUGAAUGUGUUUUGCUGCAUGUCUCUGACGAAGAACAAGACAAGUCAAUUAUUGAUGGCGGUCAUCGGUACCGCAUAAUCAAUGUUUGGAGACCAAUCAAUGGGACCGUCGAUUCCAAUCCGCUGGCAUUAGUGGAUGUUUCCAUCGGUUACGAGAAUGAUUUCGUGUCUGUCGAAUUCCGCAGCCCAGAUCGCACGGGGGAUAUCAUGUUGAUCCAGCCCAACCAAAAGCAGAAGUGGAUGUAUUUCUCCGUUGUGCAAGAGUUUGAGAGACCGUUUCCGCAAUGCUUUGGUAGCAAGAGCCAGGAGAAGGACAACAGAGCUGAAGUUGCAACAAGACUGCCUCAUACAGCAUUUUGGGAUCCAAGGACACUGAAGGGGGCGAAAAAGAGGGAAAGUAUCGAGGUUCGAGCGCUUGUUUUUAGAUGA